Oryzias latipes (Japanese medaka) is the source of this 2024-nucleotide messenger RNA. RefSeq names its product G protein-coupled receptor 137Bb (gene gpr137bb). Gene Ontology annotation, cellular component: lysosomal membrane. The record is from RefSeq and is a predicted model, not a curated record. Gene Ontology annotation, biological process: negative regulation of osteoclast differentiation; negative regulation of bone resorption; positive regulation of TORC1 signaling. NCBI's taxonomy places the organism in Eukaryota, Metazoa, Chordata, Actinopteri, Beloniformes, Adrianichthyidae.
GCAAAAAGAGGGGAGUUGUCUCUCCUCGUCCUCACCCUCCUCUUUUUCUCUGGGAGCCUGACGGUGUGCCUGGAGGAGUUACGGUUUAAGAGAGGGAAUCCAUCCCAUUUCUUUGAACUGCAGAGGGACUCCUGCUCCCCAUCUGACCACGUUUCCUUCAGCCUCUCCCCCCGCAAGGAAACAGGAGGAAAUGAAUAGGGAGGUGAUGGAAGGGAACCCUGCACAGGAGCAGCAGCAUGCCGGCAACGGCUCUCACCUUCCCCCUCCUCCCACCAUGACUCCAGCCAUCCCACCGUACGUCAAGCUGGGUCUGACUAUUGUCUACACCAUCUUCUACUCACUGCUUUUCGCCUUCAUUUAUGCCCAACUGUGGCUGGUCCUGCGGUACCGACACAAGCGUUUCAGCUACCAGACGGCCUUCCUGUUCCUGUGUCUGCUGUGGGCUGCCCUGAGGGCCCUCCUCUUCUCCUUCUACUUCAGAGACUGUGUGACCGCCAACACAUUUGGACCCUUUGCCUUCUGGCUGCUCUACUGCUUCCCAGUUUGCCUCCAGUUCUUUACUCUCAGCCUGAUGAACCUCUACUGUGCUCAGGUUUACUUUAAGGCAAAGUCCAAGUACACACCUGCCCUGCUGAAGUACAGACUGCCUCUGUACCUGGUUUUCCUGGGUGUCAGUCUCAUCUUCUUGGCGGUUAAUCUGGCGUGCGCCCUGCUGGUCAAGAUGACGGCUGCUGACGUCAAAACCAUCGUCCUGGUGAGAGUGACCAUCAAUGACAGCCUGUUUGUCCUCUGCGCCGUCUCGCUGUCCGUCUGCCUCUACAAGGUCGUCAAGAUGUCUUUGGCCAGCGUCUACCUGGAAACAAAGGGCACAUCAGUCUGUCAGGUGACUCUGAUUGGGAUCAUGGUAGUUCUGCUGUACGCAUCCCGAGCUUGUUAUAACCUGGUGGUGCUCGCCCUCACAAACAUCGAGAACAUCAACUCCUUUGACUACGACUGGUACAACGUCUCAGACCAGGCAGAUUUGCGGUCAUCGCUGGGAGACGCCGGCUACAUCGUGUUCGGGGUGAUUCUGUUCGUCUGGGAGCUGCUGCCCACCUCGCUGGUCGUCUUCUUCUUCAGGGUCAGACGGCCGCCUCAAGACCGGAGUACCACGGGAAUACCCAACCACGUUCUCUCCUCUAGAGGAUACUUCUUCGAUAACCCUCGUCGCUAUGACAGCGAUGAUGACCUGGCGUGGAGCAUUCCUCCUCAGAAUGCAUCAGCAAGCCUCUCCUCUGACUGCUACGACUGGGGCAGCCGCCACAGCAGCUUCACGGCGCACAGUCACAGCGACGAGCAGCGCCUCACCACGUCCACCGGAGAGCUGCACCGGUAUCCGUGACCCCCCAGCCAAAACCCGUGCCCCCACUUUCCCCUGUACAACAUCACUCUGCACUUUGACACCCAUCACAGAACAUGUUUGUUGCAGUUCUGAUGUGAACUUUUGUCCCACUCUUUAAGUUUAAUUAUCAAACGAAAUCAACAGUUUUGACCUUUUCAACAAGUUUUAAUAAUUACUGUUUUGUAAGACAACAGGUCACUAAAACUGAACUACCAGACAAACUAAAAUAAUGCGCUAAACUUCUAAGAGUGUACAGACUUGUAAUUCUAAGUAGUAUGUUGUUGAGUAAUGAUGAAUGUUUUUUUUUUUUAGUGUUUUAAUGAACACCCCUCAGGUCGUCAAAAAACAUCCAUCACAGUUUUCUAUUUAAUUAUCUUCAAAAAAUUUUUUUUUUUUAAUCCUUAACUACAACCUUUGAUAAACAACAAUUGUUCUGGAUUAUUUAAAAAGCAAAAGUGUCAAAAUCAAAAGCAACAAGCACUUAUAUUAAUGUCAAAUUAAUUGCGUUAUCAUGACUCCUCAGUCGUGCUUCAGUUCAUUGGGGUAAGCAGGCAGGGUUUAAUGUCCACACAGCUCUAUUUACUCUGCUCAGCAGUCUGUUUGAAUUAGUUUGCUCAGGUUGGGAAUGCAAAAAAAAAAAAAA